ACCAUAACCUCAUUUAUAUAAUCAAAACAUAAACAUUUGCAUUUAAUUAUUGUUGAUUUAUAUCUUUUAUUAAAAAUUUGAAAGCCAUGGACGAUAUUUUACCAAAAGAAAUCGACCACAACAACCUACGAGCCCUGGACAAUUUAAAGUACAACUUCGAAAACACCCAUUCCGAAGAUGAAGACGACUACGAAGACGAAAUCUCGAGCCAAGACAUAAAAUCGGACAUUGAAUUCGAAAUAAAUUCCACAAAUCAAACAAAAAUUGAAGAGGAUCAAAUGGACGUGGACAUUAUUUUGCCGCAGGUGUCCAACGUCAGCGUCCAGCAACAAACGGCCAAACCUAAAAAGGAUGUUAAAACACGCAGAGAGCUCGAGGAAGAGGAAAGAGAGAAAAUGCAAGUUUUGGUAUCAAAUUUUACUGAGGAACAACUGGACCGGUACGAAAUGUACAGGAGAUCCGCCUUUCCUAAAGCGGCAAUUAAACGCCUCAUGCAAACGAUAACUGGAUGUUCUGUAUCGCAAAAUGUCGUCAUUGCUAUGGCUGGUAUUGCUAAGGUUUUUGUUGGGGAAAUUGUAGAAGAAGGUUUAGAUGUAAUGGAAGAAUUGGGAGAAAGUGGUCCCUUGCAGCCAAAACAUUUGAGGGAAUCAGUAAGAAGGAUGAGGAAAAUCGGGAAUAUACCUAGCGGAAGGGAUUAUAGAUCACAUUUCAAACUUUAAUCUCAAUAAAAUUAGAUCAGAAUAAACUAUUGUAUAUAAUGUAUGGUAAUCAUGUGUUAUUAUUGCCCCUUAUUAUAUAAUUAUUAUACCAUUAAUAUUUUAUUUAAAAUUAAAUCAUAAUUAGGUUCUGUAUUUUUCAAUUUACAUUCUGCAACCUUCCAAAACAUCUCUGGUCCAAGGUAAAGCUCUGCUGCUACUGGAUCCUCAAGCAUAGUCUUUCUCCAUUUGCGCAAUGUUGGAAUUUGAGUGUCUUGCAAUGGUAGUUUUUCUUUGUAUUUUAUAGCAAUAGUGCUGGCUCUUUCGCCCCAAGGCCAUAGCAUGUAAUCAACCAUGUUGGGGUGUUCACCUCCAAAAAAUUUGCCCCCUCUCAAUGCUAAUUCGUUUUCCAAGGGUUGAAGCACCUCAACCAAUUCUCUAGCCCAUUGUUCUAGGGAUUUUUGUUCACUUCCAAACAGGCACUUUGCAAAAACUCCCUCUGCAGGCCCAAUUUUUUCAAUCAAUUCCUCGUCUUUUGAUUUCAA
Molecule: messenger RNA, 1240 nt
Organism: Ceutorhynchus assimilis (cabbage seed weevil)
Lineage: Eukaryota; Metazoa; Arthropoda; Insecta; Coleoptera; Curculionidae
Source: the annotation of a GenBank genome assembly